Molecule: messenger RNA, 2444 nt
Organism: Spinacia oleracea (spinach)
Lineage: Eukaryota; Viridiplantae; Streptophyta; Magnoliopsida; Caryophyllales; Amaranthaceae
Exons: 4
Coding region: 321-2345 (674 amino acids)
Molecular function (GO): protein binding
Source: RefSeq, a predicted model, not a curated record
ACCGAAUGUAUUCGAGAAUCAAGAUAGUAAAAAAAGAAGUCCCAAUCCUAUUCUAAUAUCUAAUCAAAUUAUAUCCUUUAGGAGAAUAAAAAUAAAAUAAAAAACCUAGGAACUUUUUGGAGUAUAACAGUGAUCACACGGCCAUUUAUCAGAAAUCAUCACGACAGAAGCACAACCUGUCUCGUCUUCCUCAAUCUCACUUUUCUAGGUAAAUUCCUUAAUCUCCUUAUUACUACCUCUGUACAGUAUUAUAUACAAUCAUAUCACGCGUCAAUUGGAGUUAUUAAUGUUUCGUAAAUGUUUAAGAUAAGGUGUAAUCAAUGGGCAAUAAUCUCAUACACAUGUCGCCGGAAAUAAACGAAAGAUGUGUAGAAUUGGAUCAGAUUUUGCAGUUGCCGGGACAUAAUAUCAUAAACGAAGGAUGUGUAGAAUUGGAUCAGUUGGCCGAAAAUAAUCUCCUAAACGAAGGAUGUUUAGACUUGCGGUUGCUGGAUAAUAAUCUGAUUAAUCUCACAAACAAAGGAUGUCUACACGUAAAUCAGAUUUCAAAGUUGCCGGAAAACAAUCCCAUAAAGAAAGUAUGGGCAGACUUUAACCGGAUUUCGCAGUUGCCAGAACACAUUAUACACCAGAUUCUAUCAUUUGUUCCUAUAAAAGAUGCUGGUCGAACCUGCAUUUUGUCCAAGGACUUGAAUAAAGUAUGUACUUCAUACAACAUUUUGAAAUCUUUGCAUUAUGAUCACAACUCUUUUGCUUUACAAUUACUAGUUUCUGCUCAAAUCGGACAAGACCCAGAAAUUCAUGAAAUAAGGAACAAAUUCAUGGAGUUUGUGGGUAACAAUUUGGUAAGCAUAAACCAACAAAAAUUACCAGUGUUCAAAUUAAAUUUGGAUGUGGUUGUAAUUGACAAUGAGUUUUCACAUGUUGAUGAGCUGAUGGAUUUGGUUGGGAAAACAAAGGUUGAGAAAUUGUGUGUUUCUGUGCAAACAAAAGACUCUGGUUGGGAUUAUAAAGACAUGUUUGAGGAAGAUCUAUAUUACGAAUUCCCUUACAUGGCUUUAUUAGGCUCAAAAUGGUUGCAAUCCCUUAGUGUUAGAUGGUGCAAGCUUAUGAGCAACAAUGUAGGCAAGUAUUCUUCGUUGCGACAAAUGCGGCUCUCGUAUGUUAUGUUGGGUGAUGAAGCAUUAAUAAGUAGCUUAGGAAGUUGUUGUCCAGAGAUUGAACAUCUAGAGUUUGAUGGUUGUGCGUUUUGGUUUGAAACCCUUGAGCUUUAUAAAUUUCCUAAGCUAAAGAAGGCUUUCUUUCAGGGUGUACAACAAAAUAGCAGACUCCGUAAAGUUGACAGUAGAGGAACUAAUAAGCUUGAAGAUUUUCGUAUUUAUAUUGGUAAUUUGGAGUGGAUGAUCAGUCCAGAAAGUUGUAGUAAUAUAAGAGAUCUUCAGCUUUGUUGUUGCUCUGUAAACCAGGCUAGUUUGUUUCAAGACCUUACAACUAGUUUUCCACUUAUUCAGAGAGCAUAUCUUACAGAUAUUGAACGUGUACACAGGAUUAAUGCAACUAGUUUUCAUCUAAGGAGUUUAGAUUUAUCUUCAACUUAUUCACUUAAGAAGAUUUAUGUUGAUUGCCCAAAUCUGAGUGAUUUCUACUACUCAGGUUUGGUUUUGGAGGAGGUUUAUAUCAACUGUCCAAAACUAAACAACUUUUCGUAUAAUGGGAAUCACAAGAUUCCAACGGUUAUUUAUCUUAACAUACCACCUACAUUACGGAAUAUAUACAUUGGUUUUUGGGUGUCUGGUGUUAACUCGUCGUGGUUCAUCAGCUUAAACAAGUUUCUACAGCUGAUGGGAGAUCAUGAAUAUGUUUUCCUGCAUCUUAGUGUUGGGAGUUUGCAGUUGGUGGAAUUUGCUCUGAAUAACUUUGAAGCAAGUCAGAUUUCCCAAAACAAUGUUCACCUAGAAGUGCAGAUUCUAUACAGGUGUAACAUUAAAAAUAUAGGUGCUUUUGUAGAUGGGUUGUUUUGGAGUACCCGUCCGACUACCUUGAAUAUUGAUGGUGAUUAUUAUGAAUUCAUAAAGGACUUGAGUGGAAAACUAGGUAAAAAGAAAGGUGAAGAUGAAUCCUGUUGCUGUUGCUGUUGCUGUUGCUGUUGCUGUUGCUGUUGCUGUUGCGAGGCACAGUUGUGCAGUAAAUAUUGGUGGCACAACAUCCAAGAUUAUGAAGUUAAACACCGACAUAAUAAAGACAAGGGGAAGUUGGUAUCUUUAGAGGAGCUGUACCAAGAUGACCAAGCUAGAAACGAGUCUUGUUUCAAAUUCCAGUGGCGAAACAAAUAUAUAUGUAAUUGAUUGAAAAUGCUUGAUCCAACACUUACACUAGUCUUAGUCUAGUACGGAGUAUGAUUUUUGGGUUUGUUUUUGUGUUAAAAAAAGAUUGUGGUUGAUGUA